AAAUUUUGAUAGCUCACCUGCAAGCCAAAAAGUUCUACUGUACACGGUAAGCCGACUCAAAUUACCUUUCCCAGCAUAGCGGUCUCUUGGGGUGACGCUAGUCUCCAAAAGGCAGGCUUCGAUUGGAAUCCGCGGAAUUAUUAAUCCCAGCACUGAUGACUCAUCCCAUGUAUAACUCGGCACUAUAUUAACUAUAUCAUAUCCAAUGCGAUAAGCUCCAACUCCCAUCACAACACCCUCCACACAUACUAUACCACUAGUGCAUCUCGAGACGCAGAACAUCCAGCAUGACAGACCCAGACCUAACCCUAACAAUCCACCACCAAAGCACCCAGCACACCCUCACCCUCCCGUCAACCGCAACACUCCAAGACCUCACCAACCACCUCGCAACAACCCUCCACAUCCCACCGGAAACCCAGAAGCUCCUCAUCGCCCCAAAACCCGGCAUGCAAAAGCACCCCUUCCCCGCAACCCCCCUCACAACCCUCCCACUCACCUCCCCGAAAUUCAAAAUCACCCUCCUCGGCACCCCGACCGAAGAAAUCCGAUCCCUCCACGCCCAAUCCGAAGAAACCGCCCGCCGCGCCUCAUCCCGCGCCGCCGCCCUCGCAGCAGCCUCGAAACACAAACCCGCCCGAACACCCUCAGGAAUCCACACUCUCUCCUCCUCCUCAAACAACUACACCUUCCACCGCCUCCUCCCGCUCUCAUACCUCCCGCGCCCAGAGCGCUCCCUAGACUUCCUCAAGCGCCUCCGCGACGAUCCAGGGAUCAAGGCCGCGAUGGCGAAGCACAAGUUCUCCGUCCCGCUGUUGACGGAGAUGAACCCCGCUGAGCAUACGACGAUGGAGUCGCGGACGCUGGGCCUCAAUCGGAACAAGGGGGAGGUGAUUGAGUUGCGGUUGCGGACGGAUGCAUACGACGGCUAUCGGGAUUAUCGGACGAUACGGAAGACGCUGUGUCAUGAGCUGGCGCAUUGCGUGCAUAGUGAGCACGAUCGGGACUUUUGGGAUUUGACCGCGCAGAUUGAACGGGAGGUUGAGAGGGCGGAUUGGAAACAUGGUGGGCAGAGGUUGACGGGGCAGGACUUUUAUGUUCCGGAUGACUGGGAGGCGGAGAGGGGGAGGGAGGUUGUUGAUGAGUGUGGGUGGACUGGCGGGGAGUUUGUGCUGGGAGGGUUGAAGGAGGAUGAGGUUGGGAGGAGGGCUGGGGCGCAGGGCGUUGAGGGGAGGAGGGAGGUUUUGGCGAGAGCUGCCGAGGAGAGGAUGAGGAAGAAGAGGGAGGAGGAAGGGAAUGAGAGUGGUAAUUGAUGGGGGAUUUUGGGUUUAGGGUGGGUCGUAUUGUAUAUAUGUUUAAUCAUACAAGAUAUGAGUUGAUGAUAAUGAAGACAUGACUGCAUUAGAGCUAUUUCCUACAUGGUUUUUGAUAUGUAUAGCUUGCGCCAGGUACAGGAUGGCCAGGAAGGUCUUAUAUAAACAAUCUAUACCUGCUCGUUGACGAACAGGCCCGCCAUGCCCUGU
Aspergillus alliaceus is the source of this 1523-nucleotide messenger RNA. RefSeq names its product putative zinc metalloproteinase. NCBI's taxonomy places the organism in Eukaryota, Fungi, Ascomycota, Eurotiomycetes, Eurotiales, Aspergillaceae. Bases 288 to 1313 code for a protein of 341 amino acids. The transcript has a single exon. The record is from RefSeq and is a predicted model, not a curated record. Gene Ontology annotation, molecular function: proteasome binding.